GCCUGGUUCUGGCAUGACGUCUGCACGAGCGUUUCACAUGAAGAUCUGUGCAAAGGCAAGUCCAUCAUAGACAUGAAAAUAGAGGCCAGUCACGUUUGAGGUUUUCGAAACAUGUCCAAGAAAAGGGGCAGGAAGCGUAGCAGCGGCGAGCUCAGUGACAGUCUCACCCCGGAUCCCAACAACCUGCUCGGGCGACGAAUCCAACACAGCUGGAGGGAGAAGGGCACGCUGACCAAAUGGAAGGGGACUGUGCUGGACCGGCUCACCGCCAACUCGUCCUUAUUCAUGGUCAAAUAUGACGGCUUUGAUUGCGUCUAUGGCAUCGAGCUCUUUAAGGAUGAGAGGGUCUCAAAUCUACAAGUCCUCACAGAAAAAGUGGUGAACAACAAGAUCAAGGUUCCUCAUGACGCAGAGGAGCUGGUGGGGAAAGCCGUAGAACAUCUGUUUGAGAAGGAAGAUGGUGAGAAGAACGAGUGGCGAGGGAUGGUGCUGUCUCGCGCACCCAUCAUGACCAACUGGUACUACAUCACCUAUGAGAAAGACCCUGUACUCUACAUGUACCAGCUCUGGGACGACUACAAAGAUGGAGAUCUGCGGAUUUUACCUGAAGCAGAAAAUAAACACCUGCUGCCGGCAGACAGGAAGCCCGGAGAGGAAACAGAGAGUCUUGUGGGUAAGCAGGUGGAGUACGUGACGGAUAAAGGCGUGAAGAGAACAGGCCUCGUCAUCUAUCAAGUUCCCGCCAAGCCGUCUGUGUACUACAUCAAAUACGACGACGAUUUCCACAUCCACGUUUACGACCUGGUCAAGACCACCUAAAUCAAACACAGACAAACCAAGAAAACAAAAACAAACCCACUGUCUCACCUCGUCCUAGCUUAAGCAUCAUCGCAUUGUACCUUCUCAUUGUACAGUUUGCCAAGCCUCGCUGUGAAGGGUUGGCUGCGGAGGUAUGAAGCGUUCAUGUGAAGGGUUUGUUAUUUUGUGAAAGGAGGGAGGUGAUUUUUUUUAAACUCGUAUCCAAACAGUGUAUUUAUACAUGUGCAUUGGGUGUCAUUCGGUUCCCAUGUUCAUUAGCCCGUGAAACAGGACAUCUGUGCGAUUGUAUAGCUUUGAUUCAGCCCCGGAAAAGGUCAGUCUCAUCCGAGUUUUGAGAUUUGUUUAUGAAUGUUCAGCCUCGUAAGGCUGGAGAAGCUUUCCUUUGUUUGAAUUGUAAAUAGCUUUGACCACAAGUCAAAAAGAUGCAUUCGUCAUGUCAGAGAGACAUUUGAUUUCGAAAGAAACGGGAAGAUGUUUUUUAACUGACACAGCAGAAACGUAUUUAUUGAAUCAAUAAGCUUCGAAAACAUGUUUGUACCCAGACAACCUUUAAAACCUUUGAGUCGGGCAUCAUUUAAUGCAUACUGUGACUCACGGAAAAUCGGAUCAGAUCUGCAAUUUGACAAAUGUUUGCGCUUUCCGCAACCUUUAGAAGGUGUUUUGGGGUUUUUUCUGGAAGGGUGAUAAGACUCGAUUUUCUUGUGAAUAACUGCAGCAGGCAGGAGGUUAAAUUGGACCUUUAACACGUUUUUGGAAGUGGUUUCCUAGGCUACCUGAGCUCAAACUAGACCGUAGAGGCAUUUUAAUAACGAUUUACCUCUAGCAGACCAUUAAAACAAGAAUAACUGGGCGACAUCAUGCCCUAUCUGUAGCAUUGCUAACAUGCACAGUGAAGAGGGUUGCUUGUUUUUCCAAUGUGAAAUCAUCCGUGCUUUAUUGCUUGAGCACUUAUUUCUGAACACCAAACUACAUUUUUGAUUUUCAACAUCAUGCAUGGCGAAAACUCAACAAACUGUUCAUUGUUCAAGGUGUGUUUUAUUUUCUGCGUUGGAUUUUUUGGGUUUCACUGUUGUUAAAUGAUCAAUGCCAAUAGAUCCAGUACAAGAUUAAAGGAAAAUAUUGAUUUAAUGAAAUCUCUUUUUAAAUAAUAAUAAUAAUAAUAAUAAAAGAUUUGAAUCCGUGCUAGGUUGACCCCUGUGAUAAAGUCUGAUUUGUGACUUGCAAAGAUUAAUAGGCCUCAAUUAGGUCCAAUUUGAAUCCAAUCUAACAGGCUGGAAACUGUUAAAUUUCUAAAAACUUAAUCCAAACAAUUUGUCCGAUUGCCUUUCUGUGAAUUAAAGGCACAUCAGAAGCAGGGACAGAUUAUGACUUGCAAAGGCCCUGGGGACAAUUAUCUCUAAGGGCCCCCCACCACCCAAAAAGUUGUUGAGGGGGGGUGGUUUGGUGUGUUGGGGGGGGUCGGUAAUCAAUCCCUGAUCAUAAGUGAUGACAUGCCUGUGUUUAUCAGAUUUGAUGUGUGUGAUUUUAAAGCUCUUGAGAUGGAGGCACCUUAUGUUAUCUCAGCUGAUCUAAGUAACGGAGAGUGAUUUUCUUAUUUCUUGACAAUUGUCUACAGACAAGUGCAAACGUGUCCUUUUAACAGACGAGUUUCGACAUCUUGGACUAUCUCUUUAAACACGAUAAAAACUAAUAUUUAAAUGUUUUUGGUGACUCCUGUUUUCUAGCUUCUUUGCCUCACAUUGUUUCUGUAAAUAAUGCACACAAGCGUGUCAUAAUAGGCCACCUGUUCAUGUAGCUGAUUUGGGCUUUUUUGCUUUAUAUUUUGUUUUGAAUUUGACCGUUUCGCCACACUAUAAAAGGCCAAGGUAUACUUUGUUUUUGCACGUUCCUGAUUGAAUCGCGCCCGGCUGAUGGCGUUGCCUUUGAGUAUACAUUUCUGACCACGGGUGAAUGCGUUCGAUGCAUGCACAUUACUACUGCUUUGCGAUAGUCUUUUAGUACAGUCAAUGGCCGGUGCAUGCGGCAACGAUGCGUCCAUGGGUCAAGGAAAUUUGAGCGGCGCAUGGUCGCGAGACACGGCCGUGCUGAUGCCAAAAUUUGUCACGUAUUCUUUGCGUUGAGCGAUCGGCAACGCGGACGCACAGAGUAUACUUUGGCCUUAAGGCUACGAGCACACUAAUACGGUUUUGUUAGAAAACACAUUAACUUCACUAUGAUUAUGCCUCAUAUCCACACUGUAACGGUGAUUAUUUUAACGAAAACUGAGUGUUUCGAAAACACUCAAUUGCCCCAUACUUUGGAAAAUUUUGUCGAUAAGAAAUUGAAACUCGGAUUAGAGUGCAUGUGGCCUAAUUCUGCAUUAUGUUUUGCGACAUUCAUAAUGUCAAAUCAAAGACUAGGUUUCCAAGAAACGUUUUUUUUUUGCUAGUUAUGUUUCAAUAAUAAAUAUGAAGUAAUAAUUAUGACAUGAUCUGUUUUAAGUUGAUCAUAUAAAAGGUACUACUACUUACAACAGACCUACUCAUAAAGGGAUGUGGGUAGCACUUUAAUUUACAGUACUGUUCUACAUUUACGUACUAUAUAAUUAUAACAACUCUAGUAAUUACUAGAUACUAAACCUAACCUUAACCCAUUUUAAGUACUUGUAGUUACCUAGUAUUACUUUGCACUUUGGGUAAGUACACUUAAGUAUACUGAAAGUACACAUACUGUAAAAUAAAGUGCAACCGUAAUGUGUUUAUGUAAAUGUAAGUCAAACACAAUAGGAUUUCAUUGGUAAAUUGAUCACUUGUGCUUUUUGUUGGUUUUGUUUGUAUGUGUUAUGUCUCAGACAGACAGAAAGGUUUUGUAUCACUUCAUUACAUUAGUAAUUCACAAAGAACUCAUAAGUGGUUUAUUGUAUAGUUUUGGUGUAGGUAGAUAUUCAAAAUGACCUUUUAAAGAACACACAGCACAUUUAAAGGGAAAUAGACAAUUAUUUGAUCAUUUAUUCACCCUCAUGUCAUUCCAAACCUGUAUGAAUUUCUUUCAUUGAAAACAAAAGUAGCUGUUUAGCAUAAGUUUGAUGCUGCACUUUUGUUUUGUGUUGCCCAAUUUGAGUUCUGGGAAUAACAAUUCGGUCAAAUGCUCAUUCUUCUAAAUUAUUUGUUUACCUUUCAGCUGUGAAAAUGGAGUUUCUGGUCAUUAUGUUGGGUUUGGAUGUUCUCUGUAUAUUCUCCAUCGUGUUUUAAAAACACUUUUCAAGCUGUUGAAACGGUUUCACGAUUCUCAACAGGCUUCUGCCGUUUUCUUUCUCCUAUUUGUGAACGAGUAUUUCUAUCUCUGGCUUCUUUGUAAAUGUGUUUUAUCGUGCGAUCUGCAAGCUUCUGCUGAUUCAUCCGAUUCUCUUAUUUAAUCUGUUCUUUUGAUACUUUUUACCAAAGUUACGUUUCAUUAGGUUAUAUUGAGGAGUGUCACUUUGUUCAUCUUGUCUGUUUGUGUAAUGAAGUUAUCAUAAAUAAAAGAGAUA
Xyrauchen texanus (razorback sucker) is the source of this 4327-nucleotide messenger RNA. RefSeq names its product spindlin-W-like. The record is from RefSeq and is a predicted model, not a curated record. Bases 112 to 819 code for a protein of 235 amino acids. The transcript has 5 exons. Lineage: Eukaryota; Metazoa; Chordata; Actinopteri; Cypriniformes; Catostomidae. Gene Ontology annotation, biological process: gamete generation.